CACCAUCUGGGAACACUGUACAGUAACCGAGACACCCCAAAGAAGAAGAGGAAGAAGACUCACUCCCUCAGCCUCACAAGCAAGGAGUAUAUAAUCCCAUUGUUCACAAGUCACAAGAGGCCACAACAACAAGCUGCCUGAGAACACACAAGCAGCUGGUGGCCAUGGCUUCCUCUAGCACUGGCGAGGGCAGCAGCUCCAGCAACAUGUCCCAGACAUAUAUUGCUCAGCGUACUUGGGAGAUGGCAAACAAUAUGGAAGCGGUCAAUUCUGCUGAUGAGAUCUACCAGUAUGACAGUAAACAACAACAGGAUAUCCUCCAAGCCAAACCUUGGGAGAAGGACCCUCACUUCUUCAAGCAAAUCAAGAUCUCAGCCCUGGCUCUGCUGAAGAUGGUGAUGCAUGCUCGGUCUGGGGGCACACUUGAGGUGAUGGGUCUUAUGCUUGGAAAAGUUGAUGGACCAACCAUGUUUGUGAUGGAUUCAUUUGCUUUGCCUGUUGAGGGGACAGAGACACGUGUUAACGCUCAGGCCCAGGCUUAUGAGUACAUGACUGCCUAUGUGGAGGCUGCAAAGCAGGUUGGACGUCAGGAAAAUGUGAUUGGUUGGUAUCACAGCCAUCCUGGCUAUGGCUGCUGGCUUUCAGGUAUUGAUGUUUCAACUCAGAUGCUGAACCAAAACUACCAGGAACCCUUUGUGGCCAUUGUCAUCGAUCCUAUUCGUACUAUUAGUUCAGGAAAAGUCAACAUUGGUGCCUUCAGGACGUAUCCCAAGGGCUACAAACCACCAGAUGAGGGCCCCUCAGAAUACCAGACAAUUCCUCUCAAUAAAAUUGAAGACUUUGGUGUUCACUGCAAGCAGUAUUACUCCUUGGAUAUUUCAUACUUCAAGUCUUCUUUAGACAAGAAGCUUUUAGAUUCCCUUUGGAAUAAAUAUUGGGUGAAUACACUGAGCUCCUCUUCACUUAUAACGAAUGCAGAGUACAUGACGAGACAAAUAUUUGAUCUUAGUGACAAGUUGGAGAAUUCGGAAACUGCUUUAGGCCGUGCUGGUCUUUUUGGCUUAGACCCUCAAGAAAAGAAGACUGAGGACAAGUUAAGUCGAGUUACUAGAGAUUCCUGCAAGACCACCAUGGAGGCUCUGCACGGACUCAUGGCACAAGUUGUCAAAGAUCGCCUAUUCAAUCAGAUACCUCAGACUCGUUCCCAGGCCCAGGAUCAGCCACAGCCAACUCCACAGGCAUAAAAUUUGGAGGACUCAAGGAAACAGGAAUGUAAUGUGAAAUGUGGGCUGUGUGUAUUAGGUGAUCAUGUAUACCUAUCCAAUAUGAUGUAUGGUGCCUAAUGAUUAAUUUCCUAGAUUUUGUAUCUGCAGCAAUAUUUGAAGAGAGCACCUUAGUGAAAUGUAUUUGCCCUUGAACUUUUAUAAGAUCUCUGUACAUUCAUUCCUGUGUAUUCAUUCGUUUAUAUUACACAAAAUUAUAUGUCAGACACUUAUUGUCAAUUUUUCUUAAACUGAUCAGUGAAAAUGAUAUUAUAGUUGGUAAUAAUAACUUCAGAAAACAAGC
Molecule: messenger RNA, 1566 nt
Organism: Eriocheir sinensis (Chinese mitten crab)
Lineage: Eukaryota; Metazoa; Arthropoda; Malacostraca; Decapoda; Varunidae
Gene: CSN5
Product: COP9 signalosome complex subunit 5-like
Exons: 7
Coding region: 165-1244 (359 amino acids)
Biological process (GO): protein deneddylation
Cellular component (GO): COP9 signalosome; cytoplasm
Molecular function (GO): metallopeptidase activity; deNEDDylase activity; protein binding
Source: RefSeq, a predicted model, not a curated record